Phytophthora sojae is the source of this 411-nucleotide messenger RNA. RefSeq lists its product as hypothetical. The record is from RefSeq and is a predicted model, not a curated record. Bases 1 to 411 code for a protein of 136 amino acids. The transcript has a single exon. Lineage: Eukaryota; Oomycota; Peronosporomycetes; Peronosporales; Peronosporaceae.
AUGCGGCUAACGGGGACUUUGGUUGCGGUAUCGCUCGUGUCAGCGCUAUUUGAUCCUGCGGUCGGCUACGAAAGCUUCGUGGCCAAGGUGCCCAACGGCGACAACGUCUCUGGCGUCGCAGCCGUCGGCCACGUCAACGUGAACGGCGGUGGGCCUCGGAACGCUUUCGGCGAGGACUUCGACGCCAUGGGCCAAGCGUGGACUUUGGAGCUGUGCGAGGCGGACUCGGACGGCGAUGGCCAGACCAACGGCGAGGAGCUCGGCGAUCCGUGCUGUGAAUGGGACCAGGAGAUGGCCAACACUCCGCUGUGGACCGAUAGAGUGUCCAACCCGGGGGACGAGUCCAGUACAUCGGACAAAUCGACUUGGCCCGCAUACGAGUGCUCGAAUGCGAAGGUCUCGGCAGUUUAA